CUAAACUUUCAUAAUUUUUGUAUCUAUUGUGUGUAUAUCCUUUUUGCCGACAAUAAGUGUUCCGGAAGCCGUGAACUGCUGAAACACUCUGUAAUCUCUCUCCCCUCAUCUCUCUCUCCCCUAACUCUCCACAAGUUUCUCCUACUCCUCCCCCAUGUACACCACAUGACACACAUAUCUUAGCAGCCCUCUUGUUCUCUUCCUACAUGAAAACCUCAAACAUCUCCCACCACCUUAACAUUAAUGACCAAGAACAUCACAAAAGCAAUGCUUCCAGCUCUGAAAUUGUUGGGGUUUCAGACAACAACAGAGAAUCUUCAGCUUCACAGUGUUCAGCUGAUGCUGUGGAUCUAGAAAGGGGUGUUCUUGGAAACAACAAAGAGGUGCAUUUGAAGAGUGAUGUGGCUGAGAGAGAUUGUAGGAUUUGUCAUAUGAGUUUGGACUCAUCUAAUCAAGAAUCUGGGGGUUCUAUUGAAUUGGGUUGUGCUUGUAAAGAUGAUUUGGCCGCUGCACAUAAACAUUGUGCUGAGGCCUGGUUCAAGAUUAAAGGCAAUAAAACUUGUGAAAUUUGUGGAUCAGUUGCACGUAAUGUAGCUGGUCCAAAUGAGGUAGAAUUACUUGAGCAGUGGAAUGAAGCAAAUGAUGCUGCUACAGCUUCCACAUCAGCGCCUUUGUCAGAAACCCGAAGCUUUUGGCAGGGGCAUCGAUUUCUUAACUUCUUGCUGGGUUGUAUGGUCUUUGCCUUUGUCAUAUCUUGGUUGUUCCAUUUCAAUGUGCCGUCGCGAGAUUGACUGCAAAAGGUUAUUAAGAAGAAGCAAGAACUGUAUUGUAAAAAUAGCAAUUUUCGGGUACUUCUGUUUUGUUGAUUAGUCUUGAAUUGUAGGGAUAAUAUGUAUCCCGCUGUUGGUUGUUUAUAGUAGUCGCCGUUUCAACUCCCAUGUAAAAAUAUGAGUUAUUAGUGAUUUGUUAAUCCAGCGACCUAGUUAUUUGCUC
Messenger RNA from Daucus carota subsp. sativus, 993 nucleotides. RefSeq lists its product as uncharacterized. Bases 207 to 791 code for a protein of 194 amino acids. The record is from RefSeq and is a predicted model, not a curated record. Gene Ontology annotation, molecular function: zinc ion binding. The transcript is spliced from 2 exons. Lineage: Eukaryota; Viridiplantae; Streptophyta; Magnoliopsida; Apiales; Apiaceae.